This is a messenger RNA of Nematolebias whitei (Rio pearlfish), 1890 nucleotides long. It is a transcript of the gene acad11, whose product is annotated as acyl-CoA dehydrogenase family, member 11. Gene Ontology annotation, cellular component: mitochondrion. Gene Ontology annotation, molecular function: flavin adenine dinucleotide binding; oxidoreductase activity, acting on the CH-CH group of donors. NCBI's taxonomy places the organism in Eukaryota, Metazoa, Chordata, Actinopteri, Cyprinodontiformes, Rivulidae. The record is from RefSeq and is a predicted model, not a curated record.
AUGAGUGAUUUGCAACAAAAGGGUGACAGCAACAGUCAAAGGAAAAGUGUACAAGACAGUGGUGAGACCAGGUAUGUUGAAUGGGAGUUUACCACAGGAAACCCACUGGUAGAUCUCACCUACUUCCUCAUACCUCAAUACUUGCCCACAAAUUUCUGCAUGACCAAAACAUUAUGGAUUUUAAUUUCUCACUGUGCAUGUAUUCCAGCUGCUGGUGAUCUGAGCUCCUUUUACUGCAGAUGUCGAAGAAUCUCACCAACGUCUGUGCCACAACUGAACUUCUACUUGGCUCUGUCUGUCUUUAAAAUGGCUGCAAUCGCUCAGGGGAUCCAUGCUCGUUUCCUGCAGGGAAAUGCCAGUGCUCCCAAUGCAAAUGAGUUUGGUCAGAAUGUGGAGCCUUUGGCUAAAAUAGCGUUGCAUCUUGCCAAAAGGCCCCUCACCGGUCCAACAAACGACGAUCUGUUCCUUCAGACAGUUAAAGGCCGAGCUGUUCUCCAGCAGGUCAAAGACUUCAUCCAACAAAACGUGUUUCCUGCUCAGCAGGAAGUUGUGAAAGCCAGGCAGGUGGGGCUGUGGAACCUGUUCUCGCCUGCGAUCGUGGACUCACAUCUCACUCAGGUGGAUUUUGCUUACAUUGCAGAAGAAACUGGAUGCUGCCUAUUAAGUGCUGAAAUCUUGUACAAUGAGCAGAAUGAGAGGUGUCAUAUGAGUCGGGUGCAUAAUGCUGUUGUAGCUGAAAACGGGGGCCUUGAAACUUUGAUCCUGGCUUACCAAAGUGGCACAUGGACUGUCACCUCUUGGGCAGGGAAGGAGCCUGAGCCUGUGAUUAGGGAGGCCCUCAAGUUGAAGGAGUCCCAUCAUGCAUUGUUGGCUGGUGGGCCUCUGGAGACAGCUGAGGAGUAUGGGCGCACCAAGCGAACAACAUCAAUGGCUGUUGCUGAGGCAAAAGCUCAGAUAUGGGAGGAGUUCUAUGAGGUCUCGGAUAGAGACUCAAUCGGGUCUGAGGAGAUUCUGGCAAACAAUCAGGUAGUUAAAAAGUUACAACUUCUCAUUGUUUCCUCAGAGCCUGAUGUUACGUCCAGUGAUGCAGCCAACAUAGAGUGCAGUCUUUGCAGGGAAAAAGAUAGCUAUGUUAUAAAUGACAAAAAGUGGUGGUAUCUUGGUGCCGGCAAUUCCAAAUGCAAAGUGGCCAUUGUGAUGUGUAGGAGCAGCUCUGAGGAUGUUGGCAGCAGACAUGAGCAGCACAGUAUGAUCAUCGUACCCAUGGACACUCCAGGUGUAAAGCUCAUCCGACCGAUCACCGUGUUUGGACAAGAUGAUGCCCUCCAUGGUGGCCAUUUUGAGGUGCACUUUGAAAAUGUACAUGUCCCUACAGCCAACAUUAUUCUGGGAGAAGGCAGGGGGUUUGAGAUUGCUCAGAGGCGCCUUGGCCCGGGCAGGCUGCACCACUGUAUGAGAGUUGUUGGUUUAGCCGAGUUUGCACUGGAGCUCCUGUGCCAGCGAGCCGCCUCCAGACAAACCUUUGGAAAGAAACUGUACCAACAUGAAGUUGUUGCUCACUGGAUAGCAGAGUGCCGCAUUAUGAUAGAGCAGACCCGCUUGAUGACUCUCUACGCUGCUCAUGCUCUGGAUACACUGGGCAGUCGUGCUGCUCGCAAGCAGAUUGCUAUGAUCAAGGUGGCAGCAGCCAGAAUGGUUUGUAAGGUGGUGGACUAUGCCAUCCAGGUCCAUGGAGGUGCAGGGGUGUCUGGAGACUUCCCUCUAGCACAGAUGUACUCGUAUGGCCGAACCAUGCGCAUCGCUGACGGACCGGAUGAGGUGCACCUUUCCACCGUAGCAGCUCUAGAACUGAAGGACCAGCUGAGGAAGAUGCAGGCCAAGCUGUGAGCA